AUGGUUCGUCAUCUUGUCAGCUGGUCCAUUCUGGCCGUGAUGCUCGCCGCCCUCGUCAGCGUCGUCAUGACAUGCCCGCCCCAACCAGUACCCUUCCCCAGAAAGGAUCUCAAGAUCAAGCCCGGCACAAAAGAGAAGCCAGUCUGCAACAACAACCAAUGGGACCCCCCUCCCGAGGGCGUAAUCUGCGGCGGACAAGGAUGGCUCCUGGACCCGAUAAAGAAAUGGGGCUUCAUCAAGGACCAAACGGAUUUCUACUGGGGACCAAAUGAGUGUUACAAGAGUUGUUUCAAAAAGCGAACCCACGCUGGAGACUGCAAAAUCUUUGCUGUCUGGCCUGGCCUUAGAUGUGAAAAGUAUGAGAAGAAGAUCCCUAGAGAUAGAUUGGAGAAUUCGACGACGGCAUUCAGAUGGUACGAGCCGAAAUGUUUCUGCAAUAUUACCAAGGAUUGGAUAGAGUGA
This is a messenger RNA of Fusarium poae, 462 nucleotides long. RefSeq lists its product as uncharacterized. The record is from RefSeq and is a predicted model, not a curated record. The transcript has a single exon. Bases 1 to 462 code for a protein of 153 amino acids. NCBI's taxonomy places the organism in Eukaryota, Fungi, Ascomycota, Sordariomycetes, Hypocreales, Nectriaceae.